AAAUUCUCCAUACGAUCGCACCCGUGUAUUCCUGUCCAUGCAACAAGUGUUCCCGGUCCCCGGAUGCACUUUGGCCACAGCGUAAUAUGUUGGGGUACAUAAGGGCGAUUCUCGUGCCCGCUCCGACUCCGUCAUUCAAACUUCUCCACCCUCUUCAAGCAACUCAAGUCUCUACCUUCCUACAGCAUGGGCCACCACCACGAGAGGCACCACCACGAACAGUAUCACGAGACGCACAGGGGCGCAUAUGAAGACUUUCACAGAGCCCCUCAUGGAGCCAAGCUCUCUCAUGAACUGAUCGCCGGUGCAGCUGCCUACGAAGCUAUGAAAGCUUACAACGAUCACGUUGCAAGGACAGGACAUCCUGCUAGCCACGCCAAGGCCAAAGAAAUCAUUGCAGCCCUGGCUGGGAUGUACGUCGACCGCAUGAUUGAGACGAAAGGCCUCGAUAAGUAUGAUGAAUACAGGGACAGACGCCGUCUGAAACACCAUGCUGAGGGCCGUGGACACUCGUUCAUCGAGCAGAUGUAUAGGUAUUGAGUGUGGAUGUGUUGAGCCAACAGACAUGUCAUGGACUUGUGUAUGUCGAUGACCUUUGUCGGCGGACAUUGACGUAGUACCUGUGUAUACUCGUUAAUAUUCCCAAGGACGCUUGGCUUAUUUUUCUUGCGAUGGACAUAUGUGAAAUG
This is a messenger RNA of Pisolithus orientalis, 689 nucleotides long. RefSeq lists its product as uncharacterized. Lineage: Eukaryota; Fungi; Basidiomycota; Agaricomycetes; Boletales; Pisolithaceae. The transcript is spliced from 6 exons. The coding region runs from base 187 to 540 and encodes 117 amino acids. The record is from RefSeq and is a predicted model, not a curated record.